CCCCCAAAAAUGUGACGAAGCGCGGCACAUUUACGUUGAACCUGCUCCGAGCGUUAUUAAUAAUAAGUCGCGCGCCAUCGGCCUCACGGUCUCGUCCAGUCCUCGACCUAGAUUCCGGCGAUGAAGUCUCCACCACCGUCGUCUUCCUCCUCCUCACCGAGGCGAAGCCCCUUCUCCAGCUACCUGAUCACACUCUCCUUCAUACUCUUCGUCGCGUUCCUUUACGGCGAGGACUUCGCCUGCGUUCUCCGCCACCCCUUUCACUCCUCCGAGAUCCAGGAAUACUCUGCGUCGAAAGUGAAGGAUGAUUUGGUCGCGGUGGAUGAGAAGAAGUUGGCAGUGGUGCCGUUCGCAGUGGGACGGGGGAAGAAAGGGUGCGAUUUGUUCGAAGGGGAAUGGAUCUACGACGAGGAAGGUCGGCCGCAGUACGAGGAGGAGGAGUGCCCAUACAUCCAGCCGCAGCUAACAUGCCAGGCUCAUGGUCGCCCGGACUCUGCAUACCAGCAUUGGCGAUGGCAGCCUCGCCGCUGCUAUCUUCCCAGUUUCAAUGCAACUCUGAUGCUAGAAAAUCUCCGAGGCAAGAGGAUGAUGUAUGUUGGCGACUCCUUAAAUCGUGGCCAGUUUGUCUCCAUGGUCUGCCUCUUGCACCGAAUCAUUCCUGGCAGUGCUAAAUCCAUGGAGACAUUUGAUUCCCUCACCAUCUUUAGAGCUAAGGAUUAUAAUGCCACAAUUGAGUUCUACUGGGCUCCUUUCCUUGUUGAAUCCAACUCCGACAAUGCUGUUGUGCACAGAAUUUCAGAUAGAAUAGUUCGAGUAAGAUCUAUUAACAAACAUGCUCAACAUUGGAAAGGGGCUGAUAUUAUUGUUUUCAAUACUUAUCUAUGGUGGAUGACUGGACAGAAAAUGAAGAUUCUGAGAGGGUCAUUCAAUGGUGACAUGAAGAACAUUGUUGAGAUGGAGACGGAAGAGGCAUAUCGGCUGGCUCUGAGGAGAAUGGUUAAGUGGGUAGAAAAGAACAUGGAUCCCAAUCAGACUAGAGUUUUCUUCACUAGCUUGUCACCCUCCCAUGAGAUGAGUUUGGGGUGGGGAGGAGAACCAGAUGGGAACUGUUACAAUGAAACAACUCCUAUUAAGGAUCCAAAUUACUGGGGAAGAAGCUCUAGCAAGGGAAUCAUGCGGGUCAUUCGUGAAGUUUUUGACAAAUCAAAUGUGCCAAUUACUGUUAUUAACAUCACUCAGCUUUCAGAGUACCGAAAUGAUGCACACACUUCCAUUUAUAAGAAACAAUGGAGCCCUUUGACGCCGGAGCAGCUAGCUAACCCAAAAAGCUAUGCUGAUUGUGUGCACUGGUGCUUGCCUGGACUCCAGGACACCUGGAAUGAGCUCCUCUACGCAAAACUCUUCUUUCCUUGAGAGGCAUGUUUUCUUUUUGUUCUCAUUCUUGUAGCUAUAAAUAUUUUUAUCUGAAGAAUACAACUACAGUAAGUUUCUUAUUGAUUUUCUUUAAUUGGUUGAUAGAAGGAAAUUGUUGUAAUCAUUCCGGUGAGCCAUUUCUGUAAUUAAUAGUUCUUUCAAUUAAAAUUUUGAUAAAACAUGAUAUUGUUGCUUAUAACUGAUAUGGGUACUGUCAAAAGAUUGCUAAAAUGGGCUGAUGCCUGGCUUGUGUGAGCAUAUUAUCAUACAAUGUUAAUCUCUGUUGAAUCAUAUUUGAUACUUUUGAUGCUGAAUUAUUUAGUACUACUGCUAUGUUUUAUAUUA
Molecule: messenger RNA, 1758 nt
Organism: Dendrobium catenatum
Lineage: Eukaryota; Viridiplantae; Streptophyta; Magnoliopsida; Asparagales; Orchidaceae
Product: protein trichome birefringence-like 33
Exons: 6
Coding region: 121-1413 (430 amino acids)
Cellular component (GO): Golgi apparatus
Molecular function (GO): O-acetyltransferase activity
Source: RefSeq, a predicted model, not a curated record